AUGUCGUCUCCGGAGUCCACCUCUGAGAAAGGAGUCUGGGAUAACAUGCAGGACCUCAUUCUCGAGAAUCAACGUCCCGACAUUUGGUGGGUCCACGGCCGCGACGAGCAGGAUCUUCAAUGGGUGGGAGACAAUGAGGUCAGGUUGUACCAUGCUUCGCGUGAGGUUUCUGGACCACUUUGGUCUCAAAUUCUGGCCUCACGCGAAAUAGCCGCAUGGGAACAAGUCAGAAAGUCAUGCAUAGUGCUCAUCGACUGCGACAUGGACUCUGAUCUUCUGUGGGACAAGUAUCAUUUGAGUGAACUAUCGGUGUUGUGUCGCAGGUUGGCCGGGCAGAAGCGGAGAGAGUUCGCUCAAAAAAAGCCCUUCGGCUCUCUAGUCUUCUUUAUGGGUGGCUCGGAGCAUCAUCCUGAACGCCGGGAGGCCGAGUCGGGAAUCGUUGCUCUGACCAUGAUGACAUCCCUAAUCUACCAAAUCCUUGAAAGGUACGCCAGACAGUGCUGCUCGGAUGAGGGUGGUAAAGUCCUUGCCUUUGAGAGCGCUAAAAAAGACGAUGUCGAAUACCUAUGCAGGUUCUUCAGAGAUUUGGUUCGUAAAGUGUCCUUGGAAGUCGAACUUACAUGUUUUAUCGACUUCAUUGGUCGACAUGACACAGAAGAUGGAAUGGACAUUGUCACAGAAAACUUGAUCGGUCUGGUCGAAGACCAAGCAAACCUCGAAAAAGAAAGAAGUCCGAAACGUCAGGCGUUUAAAUUGGUAUUCACGGGCCCAGGACCCAGAGGGGGUCUCCAGAUUCAUAAUCUCCUCUACGAAAAGCGGCACAUUGCUGCCUCCUACUACGUGAAGCUUCGAGUUGUAACUGAUGAGGAUCGGAGCUUCUCAAUGACAUGA
Molecule: messenger RNA, 891 nt
Organism: Colletotrichum costaricense
Lineage: Eukaryota; Fungi; Ascomycota; Sordariomycetes; Glomerellales; Glomerellaceae
Exons: 1
Coding region: 1-891 (296 amino acids)
Source: RefSeq, a predicted model, not a curated record